Molecule: messenger RNA, 2125 nt
Organism: Centropristis striata (black sea bass)
Lineage: Eukaryota; Metazoa; Chordata; Actinopteri; Perciformes; Serranidae
Product: stathmin-4-like
Exons: 7
Coding region: 101-607 (168 amino acids)
Biological process (GO): regulation of microtubule polymerization or depolymerization; microtubule depolymerization; neuron projection development
Cellular component (GO): neuron projection; cytoplasm
Molecular function (GO): tubulin binding
Source: RefSeq, a predicted model, not a curated record
GCUGCAGAUCUUCAGUGUGAACAGAGAGACGAGCAUCACUGCAGGGAACAGACUCUACCUCACCACAGUGUCUUUGACAGAGAACAGCAGCAGCAGCACGAUGACUCUAGCAGCAUACAGAGAGAAGAUGCGAGAGCUCCCCCUGGUGUCUCUCUUCUGCUCCUGCAUCCUUCCCCGAGCCAGUGACACGGCGGAGGACAAGAAGGAAGCCGGCGUGGUGGACUUGAAUCUGUGCAACAUUCGGGACAUGGAAGUGAUCGAGCUGAGCAAGCGGACGAGUGGCCAGGCCUUCGAGGUCAUCCUGAAACCGCCCACCUUUGACGGCGGCCCCGAGCUGAGGGCGACCACGCCACCUCGCCAGAAACCCUCGCUGGAGGAGAUCCAGAAGAAGCUGGACGCCGCCCAGGAGAGGAGGAAGUGUCAUGAGGCGGAGCUGCUGAAGCACCUGGCCGAGAGGAGGGAGCACGAGCGUGAAGUCGCUCAGAAAGCUCUAACCAAAGAGCGUCAGGAGCACCGCGCUGAUGCCGACAAGGAGCUGCGGCAGAUGCACCUGAACGCCUCACAGGAGCGCCUGCAGGAGGACAAGCACAGUGUGGAGGUAUCUUGAUGGCCUGAUCACAACACAAGCUGAACUUUCUUUGGAAGCCAUUUUGGAGAGCUGACGAGCUGAGGAUUAAUGUGCCGGCAAACCCGGCGCUGCUCCGACUGGGAGACUGACAGGAAGAGACUCUGAACAGAGUGAGAGAAGAAGAAGAAUAAAAGAGGAGCAGGACAACCGAGGUUGAGUCCGACUGUUCCGCCUCCUCUGUACGACCAGGACUCUUCUUAACGAGACAAACUCUUUGUAACGAAAAAGACUUGUGAAGAACGCUGCAUAUUCAUCAUCAGAUGGUUCACAGGGGUUUUACAGUGCUUUGUUGCCAUGCCAACAGUGCCAAUGUGUUCAUGUGUGUGUGAUUGUGUUCGUGUCAAGGACUCAAAGUCUUCUGUAAAGAGAAAAAAGUUGGACCCAAUGAAAUAAAAACUGGAUCUGAACCCAAAAGGAAACGUGACUAAAAAGGAGCUGAAAACAUCCAGCUGGACAGCAGCAGUGAGACUGGCAUCUUCUUCUUCUAUGUCACAAUGAUUCGUCAGACAAAACCUGACUCGACCUGAACAUGGACGAGUCUCUGCUGCCUGGAUAAACAGAUCACCUGAGUUUCACAGCUCCAUCUGCUUGACAGUCAGAUCUUUACAUUUACUGUAAAACAGAACAACAGCAACAGAGGUUCAGAUGUUGGAAAUUACAACAAAGUUUUGGGUCAGGACCGAGUCAAGACAGAUACCAGGACAGGCAGGAGACCAAAGAGGAGAUUAGGAGUCUGAGACUGAGAGUCCAAGAUGGGAACAAGACCCACAAGACCACCAACAAGUCCAACCAAACCAAGACAAGUUCAGGUCAAAACUGAGUCAACACCCACAAAAGUCCGAGUUAAUAAACUCAAAUAUAUCAAAACGAGUCAGAGUCUAAACACACUUCAAAUUGGGAAAACUUACGUAGGACUGUACCAGUUUGCUAUGUUCUGCAGGUUUCCUAAGCUUUUUCAGUCUUAUAAAACAUAAAAAAGGUCACAAAAUGUCAAGAAGGCAAAUAUAUUUGCAGGUAAAUAGAGAAAUUCAAAUGUGCACAUUCUGAAGUUAUGUCUUUCACUCUUUCUUCACAGACAGACUGGUAAAUUUGCAAAAUUCAGCAUGAAUAUCGCCUAAAUACACCAACAAUGGCUGAUGUAUUUGUCCAGUUGCUUUAACAAAGUGCAGCAUUCAAAUUAUUUAGAAUUCAAACGUCAAAAACUCUGAAUAUCAAGACAGUGUUUGAAUAUAAGCAUUAAUGCUAACAUUGGAAGCUACAUGUCUGUGUCCAUAAAGACACAAUGAGCAGAAACAGCUGAUCAUUAACCCAUUCACCCCCUGAUGAUAUGAAUGAAAGAAGUCUACUGAAUAAUCGAAUGUGUACAGUGUUUACAGCUGCAGUGGUGUGUGUGUGUGUGUGUGUGUGCGUGCGUGCCUGCGUGCGUCCGUGUGUGUGUGUGUAAUGUAAGGAGUCAGGGUGAUGAUGAUGAUGAUGAUGAUGAUGAUGAUGAAUAUA